CUGACUACUCUAGCUACUAGUGACAUCGGUGUAAGGUGUGCUGUGUAUUUCCCCAUUGCUGGCUCAGUGCUGUAUAGCAAAUGCUCAGUGCUGUACAGCAAAUAUAAAAACGGGUACUUACCAAUACCAAGGUGUUCAGUAUAUUUUUAAAUACUAAUAUAGGUGGUGUUGAGUUGUACUGCGCGACUCUAUUUAGAACGACAUAUAUAUAUAUAUAUAUAUAUAUACGGAUACCCAACGGCCUCUUGAUUGGAUGCUGAAAUCACAUCUGUGCGCAUCAUAAACAAAUAACCUCUUUGUCAAUAUUAGAUAUACGCAUGUCGCUUCUCGUAACCUCAACAAGCGACCCCCAGAAGUGUGUUCCCUCCUCCGCUCCACCUAACAUUCCUAUCGCACAAAUGCCCUUCCACUCGACAACCAAAAACGUGCGUUCAAAUUUAAAGAAAAUCCAAAGGCUACCACACCAGGCUUUUGUCCAGUCACCAUCUUCAAUUGGUCGAAGGCAUCUACGCAGUGGAGUAAGUACAAUGUCCUCUAGUAGUAGCAAAGACGGCGACACGCUUCCAAGUAGCGAUUCGGAUGUGGGAACAAACUCAGAAUCGUAUAAGAGACCACAAGACUCACUUCGAACACCCUGCGACAUGUUCAAGCACUUGAAAUUCACAAACAGUGCGAUGAAAGCCUUGCCGUUCGAAAGUAGAGCACCAGGAACCGUUGGUAGUAGAGAAACGCCCGGGGCUGUGUGGGCUAGUGUCGAACCGACGCCUGUGACAAAUCCUCAAACUGUUUCACACUGUAUGGCUGCACUCAAGCUGCUGGAUAUUCCUGAACCCACAAAUGCGGACGAAUUCACAGACUUGCGAGACAAUAUAGCCCAGUACUUCAGUGGCAAUGUGACUCUGCCAGGCAUGGUGCCUGCCGCACACUGCUACGCCGGUACACAGUUCGGCAACUUUGCCGGACAGUUAGGAGAUGGGCGAGCGACCAAUUUAGGUGAGAUCACGAACAAACGGGGCCAGAAAUGGGAGCUGCAGUUGAAAGGUGCUGGGUUGACCCCGUAUUCCAGGACAGCAGACGGCCGGGCUGUUUUCCGGUCGUCCAUUCGCGAGUACAUCUGCAGCGAACAUAUGCACGCACUGGGUAUUGCAACCACACGCGCAGCCUCCCUAGUCACCUCAGACACUCUGGUGGUACGAGACCCCAUGUAUGACGGACACACCAUAGAAGAACAGUCCACAGUAGUGUUACGGCUAGCCCCAUCGUUCCUCCGCUUUGGCUCGUGGGAGGUGUUUCUGGGCGAGGACGAAAGGACUGGACGUGCGGGGCCGUCGGCUGGUGCGGAGCACUUUCCUCUGGCCAAGCAGAUGCUAGACCACGUAGUGUCCACUCACUACCCUGACAUCUGGGCUGCCCAUGACAACGACACAGACAGAUACAUUGCCUUCUUCCAGGAAUUGGUCGAUCGCACGGCAGAGACCUGUGCUAAGUGGCAGGGUGUAGGGUUUGUGCACGGUGUGCUCAACACAGAUAACAUGAGUAUCCUGGGGCUGACCAUUGACUAUGGACCGUAUGGCUUCAUGGGAUACUUUGAUUCGGAUAUGGUCCCCAAUCACUCAGACACCACAGGACGGUAUCGAUACCAGAACCAGCCGGGUAUCUGUAAAUGGAACUUGACGCGACUGGCGCAGGCGUUAGACACCUCAGGUGUCAUUUGCAUGUCUAACCUGUCACCAGUGAUAGAGAACUACGACGCCGUGUUACGCCGACAUUACAGUGCAACCAUGCUAGCAAAGCUGGGUCUAAUUCGGUCUGUAGAGGAAUCCGACCGUGAGCUGGUGUCUGAGCUGUUUGCCACCAUGAAUGACACGGGGUGUGACAUGACUGCGCUGUUCCGUGAGUUAGCGGACGUGCCUGUGACUGAGGGGACUGUGAAUCAGCCGCAGCUGCAGCGGUUUAUUGAAGACUCUAUCCUGCCACUGUGUUGCAGUUCGAGACUCAUGGCUAAGCGGAUUAGACCAGACAUGCCCCUGGCCACCAUGCAGAGACUGAUCGAUCUGGGUGAGGAAAAGCCAGGCAUUCUGCUGAGCUACACGGGAAGGACGGUAGAGUACUUUAAGAAGCUGAUUGAAUCGAACAACACCGCCAAUGAAAUGGACACGGAGGAUGUGUCCAUUCGUGACCAACGUGUGCGUGACAAAUGGGGUGUGUGGCUGCCACAGUACAUUGAACGGUUACAUAGAGAGGUGGAGGUGGAGCCAGCAACCAGUGUGUCAGCUAUGAACACUGCGAGGAAAGCGAAGAUGGCCACCACGAAUCCCAAGUUCACGUUCAAGAACCAUCUGGCACAGGAAGCGAUUGAGAUGGCUGAGAACGGCGACUACACCGAAAUCGACCGACUUUUGACUGUGAUGUGCGAUCCUUUUGGACUGAACCCAGAGACCGAGGCAUCGUUCGACACCUCCAAGUAUGCAGCACCAGUGCCGGAAAAACAGUGCGACCUGGUGUUGAGCUGUUCGUCGUAAGUUCGCUGGUCAGUCAAUCGGAGACGCGUCCUACUCAAACGGAGUACCCAAUCUCUCGAGCAGGAGUCUAGUAGAGCCCAAUGCAAUGCACGAGCCGACGGUUCAGAUCAGUAGUGGAAGAGAGAAAAAUGGCUAUAGAACACUGCGAUGUGCCUGGAGGGGAGGUCAGCUCAACCCACAGAGUGCCUCAGUGAAGAUGGAGGUCAAUUGAAUUGUGUGAGGGGAUAGUCUGUGCGAUGUGAACGGACACAGCUCUGGGCCAUGUCACACGCCCCCAUGCGCAGGACGGGCCAAGAAGGUCGUAGGCAUUGACCCAGCUGUGUUGUCUACAUAUACACACGCGCUGUACACCACAUUUUCUGUCGCAUACGAUGGAGUUUGAGUAGAUUUCAUAACGUUACCGGAUCCCGAUGGCGGUAGUAGAAUGUACACAAUGAUCGGCACACAAAUAGAAUAACCUUGUUGAUAGAAGUAUGCAGACAAUGGUCUUGGCGGUGCACGUUUGAGCGACCUGUGUUGUCGGGGUGUGAAUAUUACAAAGCUGGUGUUGAAAUAUCCCAUCUAUACUACUGCUAGGUAGGUAAACACUACACAGAAAAUGCAUCGCACGAGCUGAGUUUAAGCAGUUAUCUCCGGACAUGCCCGACACUUAUGCGAGGACCUUUGCUUCUCGCAUCACAAUGAUCAAACGGUAUUGCAGCCCAAAUGCAGUGAGUAGCGGCCACUUGAAGUAGUGUGACGCUGAUAGAUAUGCUUUGAGUCUUUUGCACCGUUCCCGCUCCGAAGGCGAGAGAGUAUUCGCGCGUGAAGGUGGGAUGAACAGCCAAUCGAAUCAUGUUGUUGUGAGUGUCAGCACACAAUGGUACACGAGCGGUGCGGGGAAAUCACAUCGAGACAUGGCCUUGUACUGACCAUGACUGUCAAAAUGAGUGAGCUUCAUCUACAGUAUCAUCAAUCAUCUACAGUGUAAAACAUAAAUAAACUGUUAAAUACCAUCACUGUCAGAACAAGUGAGGUCCAUCUACAGAAUAAUCUCAACUAUAGAAUAAUCGAUAAACUAUUAAUACCAUGGCUGUCAGAAUAAAUGAGGUUCAUCGACAGUAUCAUUUAG
This is a messenger RNA of Sphaeroforma arctica JP610, 3633 nucleotides long. RefSeq lists its product as hypothetical. The transcript is spliced from 11 exons. Lineage: Eukaryota; Ichthyosporea; Ichthyophonida. The coding region runs from base 318 to 2522 and encodes 734 amino acids. The record is from RefSeq and is a predicted model, not a curated record.